UAACGGAAUGUCAACGUGCGCUCUGAUAUCAUAUUGUACAAAUAAGACAAGGCAGAGAGCAUGUGGGACUGAUUACCCGGCAAAAUAAAAUUCGUGCUAAAACUACAUAUCCAUAUAUUCAUAAGAAAAAAAAAAUUGGUACUUAUUUUUGAACGGCCAACGUUUCAGCCUGCCUAAAAUGCCAAAAGGAAGAAAGUUCCUCCCGUCUCCUGCAAACGAUGGGAAAUGGUUUUCACACAUUGGUCUACCCACGGUCCCAUUGCCUCGAACUUCAGCAACGACAACAGGCCUUACAUACACUUGGCUGAAUACAGCUUCCUGUAAACAUGAGACUCAAAGAUUUCCAAAAACAUUUGUUAGAGAAGAAGGGAAAACAGAAAGAACAUAUCCAAUUUCCAUUCAUGAUAAUAGACUUGCAUUACAAAACUUUGGAGAAAUGUUUGACUGUGAUCUUGGACGUAAAAAAGUUUCUCUUGAGAGAAGGCAGCACAACUCCAGCAAUCCAAAUCUUUGGGCUCAUGAUGAUGUACCCCAAGUGAAUGGUGGAGAUGAUGGUUUAACUCUCUAUCAGACCAGCUUCCUUGGCAACAAAACAACUGAGCCUCCCUUAUAUAGACGCUACCCAAAAAGCUACUCAAUAAAGGCCAAGAGUGCAUCUAUUCAGGAUGACAGAAGUAUGUGGUUUGGGGGACAUGACACCAAGCAUUCAACACCAGUUAAUGUCCUGGCUCUUACGCAACAUCCCCAAAAUGGACCCAAUCCUUGGAGAUACUCUUAUCAUGUAACAAACAGUUUCAGUAAACAGUAAAUACAUUCAAUAUCAACUGAUUGUUUUUGAAUUUAGAUAAAGCAUUUAAUUUGCCCAAACCAAAUGUACAUGAAUGUAUUUUUGCUAAAAAUUUCUGGUAUACAAUAUA
This is a messenger RNA of Polypterus senegalus (gray bichir), 917 nucleotides long. It is a transcript of the gene tex36, whose product is annotated as testis expressed 36. The transcript is spliced from 4 exons. The record is from RefSeq and is a predicted model, not a curated record. Bases 179 to 808 code for a protein of 209 amino acids. Lineage: Eukaryota; Metazoa; Chordata; Cladistia; Polypteriformes; Polypteridae.